AUGCGUCACAGAAAACGUGGGCGGAAAUUGGGACGAACGACAAGCCAUCGAACAGCACUUUUCCGCAACCAAGCCACCGCGCUAUUUGAACACGAACAAAUUCGGACAACACUACCAAAGUGUAAAGAACUUCGGCGUGUCGCUGAAAAGCUGAUUACGCUCGCAAAACGCGGCGACUUAACCGCACGUCGACAAGCCGCAAAAAUGAUCCAUGGGACCAAUCUGCAUUACACACUGUUCGAUGACAUCGGACCUCGGUAUCAAGACCGAAGCGGCGGAUAUACACGUAUCAUACGAGGUGAACUCCGAAGAGGCGACGGGGCACAGAUGGGCUACAUUCAACUCGUUUAA
Messenger RNA from Geodia barretti, 351 nucleotides. The record is from the annotation of a GenBank genome assembly. Lineage: Eukaryota; Metazoa; Porifera; Demospongiae; Tetractinellida; Geodiidae.